GGGAAAAUCGAUUUGAACGGUCGGACAUCCAACUCGGAAUUCCAUCUCGGGAACUCGGGUCUCUUUCUAGAGCUCCAACUUUCCGACCCGAAGAUCACUGACGUCAUGAUUUGACCUUGUAUUUUUGGUGGUUCCCAGUUGUUUUGAAAGCGGCAUGAGCGCUGAACAUGAGCAGGAUAAAACAUACCACAGAAAUGCCGAUGAGACCAGGAAGUUUGCCAUUUACAACUACCGCGCACGCGUUGUCUGCAGGGAGAAGCUAGCUGAUCUGCCGCCACCACACAAGGCUACAACUAGCCUAGCAUGGUAGACUUUGAAAAACAAAUAGCUAUACAUCUUACGUAUCUAGAAUGUUUCAAACGCAGUUUUACAUUGUUUAGCAAAAUAACUGAUGGUGAAAUGAAUGGCUGAGAUACGAUUCGUUGCAUUUAGUGGAAGCAUGGAAAUGAAAGAGUGGGAUCUCCAGACAACACCAUGAAGCAGUCAGUGAUAACCUAGGGAACUCUGAUCUUUAACCAUUACUUUGAUCACCCGUCCUGAGAGGUGCGUACAUGGGAUUCCCAUCAAUAGCAUGAAAUAUAAGCAUUCCUAUCAACAUCUGCUGGAAAGGUUAAGUGUUAAAGCUGCUGCUGAGGGGGAAGCUGGCCAUGUCACGGGUUCCUACCCCUCCUCCACCAGGGGACAUGUCUACUGGACCUGUGGCAGAGAGCUGGUGUUACACACAGGUGAAAGUAGUCAAGUUCUCCUACAUGUGGAGCAUCAACAACUUCAGCUUCUGUAGAGAGGAGAUGGGGGAGGUUUUAAAGAGUUCCACCUUCUCCUCUGGACCCAACGACAAGAUGAAAUGGUGUCUGAGAGUCAACCCAAAAGGACUAGAUGAUGAAAGCAAAGACUAUCUGUCGUUGUAUUUACUUCUUGUUAGUUGUCCAAAAAGCGAAGUCAGAGCAAAGUUCAAGUUUUCCUUAUUGAACAGUAAAAGAGAAGAGACUAAAGCUAUGGAAAGCCAAAGAGCCUAUCGGUUUGUCCAGGGGAAGGACUGGGGCUUCAAGAAGUUCAUUAGAAGAGAUUUCCUGCUUGAUGAGGGCAACGGGUUGUUACCUGAUGACAAGCUCACCCUGUUCUGUGAGGUGAGUGUGGUUCAGGACUCUGUGAACAUCUCUGGUCAGUCCAACAUGAACAUGCUGAAGGUUCCAGAGUGCCAGCUGUCAGAUGACUUGGGGAAUCUGUGGCAGUGUUCCCGCUUCACUGACUGUUCCCUCUAUGUGGGGGGGCAGGAGUUCAAGGCCCACAAAUCCAUCCUGGCAGCGAGAUCUCCCGUCUUUAGCGCCAUGUUUGAACAUGAGAUGGAGGAGAGUAAAAAGAACCGUGUGGACAUCAGUGAUGUGGAGCCAGACGUGUUUAAGGAGAUGAUGGGAUUCAUCUACACAGGGAAAGCUCCCAACCUGGACAAGAUGGCCGACAACCUGCUGGCAGCUGCUGACAAAUAUGCCUUGGAGCGUUUAAAGGUGUUGUGUGAAGAGGCUCUGUGUAACAGCCUCUCUGUGGAGAACGUGGCUGAUACCCUCAUCCUGGCGGAUUUACACAGUGCCGAGCAGCUCAAAGCACAAGCCAUAGAUUUUAUCAACAGGUGCAGCGUCCUCCGACAGCUGGGCUGUAAAGAUGGGAAAAACUGGAAUAGCAAUCAUGCCACGGACAUAAUGGAGACGGCAGGCUGGAAGUCAAUGAUCCAGUCCCACCCUCACUUAGUGGCCGAGGCCUUCAGAGCCCUGGCAUCGGCACAGUGCCCGCCCUUCGGCCUGCCGAGGAAACGCCUAAAACAGUCCUGACUGCUGCAACCCUCUGAUCCAGACACUAGGAGCUGAGAGCUGAGACAGCAUGGAGACCCCACCCCCCGAGCAGGGAUGAACAGAGCUGGGAGGCUAACUGGCUGGGAGGCUAACUGGCUGGGAGGCUAACUGGCUGGGAGGCUAACUGGCUGGGAGGCUAACUGGCUGGGAGGCUAACUGGCUGGGAGGCUAACUGGCUGGGAGGCUAACUGGCUGGGAGGCUAACUGGCUGGGAGGCUAACUGGCUGGGAGGCUAACUGGCUGGGAGGCUAACUGGCUGGGAGGCUAACUGGCUGGGAGGCUAACUGGCUGGGAGCAUGGGAGACUGACUCCAACUGGUGGAAAGAAACGUUUGGUUUUGGUCCUCAAGUUUUGUCUGCUAUUUUUCUGUCAUUUCAAAUGGCCUUAAACUAUCUGCCAUUGGAGCUAAUCUACUGUGUUCUCUCUAUUUGACUGACUGCCUCGUCCCACAGACCAGGCUGCCCCGUCCCACAGACCAGGCUGCCCCGUCCCACAGACCAGGCUGCCCCGUCCCACAGACCAGGCUGCCCCGUCCCACAGACCAGGCUGCCCCGUCCCACAGACCAGGCUGCCCCGUCCCACAGACCAGGCUGCCCCGUCCCACAGACCAGGCUGCCCCGUCCCACAGACCAGGCUGCCCCGUCCCACAGACCAGGCUGCCCCGUCCCACAGACCAGGCUGCCCCGUCCCACAGACCAGGCUGCCCCGUCCCACAGACCAGGCUGCCCCGUCCCACAGACCAGGCUGCCCCGUCCCACAGACCAGGCUGCCCCGUCCCACAGACCAGGCUGCCCCGUCCCACAGACCAGGCUGCCCCGUCCCACAGACCAGGCUGCCCCGUCCCACAGACCAGGCUGCCCCGUCCCACAGACCAGGCUGCCCCGUCCCACAGACCAGGCUGCCCCGUCCCACAGACCAGGCUGCCCCGUCCCACAGACCAGGCUGCCCCGUCCCACAGACCAGGCUGCCCCGUCCCACAGACCAGGCUGCCCCGUCCCACAGACCAGGCUGCCCCGUCCCACAGACCAGGCUGCCCCGUCCCACAGACCAGGCUGCCCCGUCCCACAGACCAGGCUGCCCCGUCCCACAGACCAGGCUGCCCCGUCCCACAGACCAGGCUGCCCCGUCCCACAGACCAGGCUGCCCCGUCCCACAGACCAGGCUGCCCCGUCCCACAGACCAGGCUGCCCCGUCCCACAGACCAGGCUGCCCCGUCCCACAGACCAGGCUGCCCCGUCCCACAGACCAGGCUGCCCCGUCCCACAGACCAGGCUGCCCCCAGAUUGCACUAGUUCCCAUAGUAAUUUUGAUAUGGAAUUCUAUAGGGACGUGUUAAGGGUUUGAUUAAUGGGAAAUAUAUAUUUGUAAUGUUUAGCCCAUUUUGUGACUAGACAUUAAAGCGUGAACACUUUCAGUGCAAGAUCAAUUCUUUACACUUUUAAAAGAUGAGUAUAUGCCCCAUAUUGAUGGCACCAUUUCUAUGUAAAUUACCGUUCAACCAUCUUCAGAAGACCGGUUUUAAAGCAAGUCUGUUCUAUUUUCUGGCAUUACGAGACCCUGUGUUGAUGCUGUUAUUGUCUGUAAGACAAACAUGUCUAUACUCUCUGCCUCUGAACGAGUCACACUAUUGGACGAAUAGGAAAGGCAAUUUCCCCAGACAGUCUCCCAUUGGACGAUCACAUAUGCAAAGACCAACCUUGUGUCUUCAGACAGUAUUCAUACCCCUUCAUACCCCUUCAUACCCCUUCACACCCCUUCACACCCCUUCACACCCCUUCACACCCCUUCAUACCCCUUCACACCCCUUCAUACCCCUUCACACCCCUUCACACCCCUUCACACCCCUUCACACCCCUUCACACCCCUUCACACCCCUUCAUACCCCUUCAUACCCCUUCAUACCCCUUCACACCCCUUCAUACCCCUUCACACCCCCUUCAUACCCCAUCAUACCCCAUCAGACCCCUUCAUACCCCUUCAGACCCCUUCAUACCCUUCAUGCCCCUUCAUGCCCCUUCACACCCCUUCAUACCCCUUCAUGCCCCUUCAUACCCCUUCAGACCCCUUCAGACCCUUCACGCCCCUUCACGCCCCUUCACGCCCCUUCACACCCCUUCAUACCCCUUCAUGCCCCUUCACGCCCCUUCACGCCCCUUCACGCCCCUUCACACCCCUUCAGACCCCUUCAGACCCUUCACGCCCCUUCACGCCCCUUCACACCCCUUCAUACCCCUUCAUGCCCCUUCAUACCCCUUCAGACCCCUUCAUACCCCUUCACACCCCUUCAUACCCCUUCACACCCCUUCAUACCCCUUCAGACCCCUUCACGCCCCUUCACACCCCUUCACGCCCCUUCACACCCCUUCACGCCCCUUCACACCCCUUCAGACCCCUUCAGACCCUUCACGCCCCUUCACACCCCUUCACACCCCUUCACGCCCCUUCACACCCCUUCAGACCCCUUCACACCCCUUCACACCCCUUCACACCCCUUCACACCCCUUCAUACCCCUUCAGACCCUUCACGCCCCUUCACACCCCUUCACACCCCUUCAUACCCCUUCACACCCCUUCAGACCCCUUCAGACCCUUCACGCCCCUUCACGCCCCUUCACGCCCCUUCACACCCCUUCAUGCCCCUUCACGCCCCUUCACACCCCUUCAGACCCCUUCAUACCCCUUCACACCCCUUCAUACCCCUUCAUACCCCUUCAGACCCCUUCAGACCCCUUCAUACCCCUUCAGACCCCUUCAUACCCCUUCAGACCCCUUCAUACCCCUUCAGACCCCUUCAUACCCCUUCAUACCCCUUCACACCCCUUCACACCCCUUCACACCCCUUCAUACCCCUUCAUACCCCUUAUUCCACAUGUUGUUACAGGCUGCAUUCAACAUGGAUUAAAUCAAUUGGGGUUUUUCUCACCCAUCUAGUCACAAUACCCCAUAAUAACCAAGUGAAAAUUUUGUUUUUAGAAAUGUUUGUUAAUGUAUUAAAUUAAAUAUGGAAAUAUAUAAUUUACAUAAGUAUUCACACCCCUGAGUCAAUACUUUGAAGAAGCACCUUUGGGUAUGUCUGGAUCAGCUUGGGAGUCGUCUUCAGUAUGUCUGGAUCGGCUUGGGAGUCGUCUCAGUAUGUCUGGAUCGGCUUGGGAGUCGUCUUCGGUAUGUCUGGAUCGGCUUGGGAGUCGUCUUCAGUAUGUCUGGAUCGGCUUGGGAGUCGUCUUCGGUAUGUCUGGAUCGGCUUGGGAGUCGUCUUCGGUAUGUCUGGAUCGGCUUGGGAGUCGUCUUCAGUAUGUCUGGAUCGGCUUGGGAGUCGUCUUCAGUAUGUCUGGAUCAGCUUGGGAGUCGUCUUCAGUAUGUCUGGAUCAGCUUGGGAGUCGUCUUCAGUAUGUCUGGAUCGGCUUGGAGUCGUCUUCAGUAUGUCUGGAUCGGCUUGGAGUCGUCUCAAGCUCUUAAAGUAAAUGGGGAGUGUUGGGGAACAGGAAUCAUCUUUCCACAGGUUUUCAAUGGGAUUCAAGUCUGGUCUUUGGUUGGGCUACUGACAGACUUUCACAUUUCUCGUUCUGAAGCCAUUCCAGUGUUGCUUUGGCUCUAUGCUUGAGGUCAUUGUCCUGUUGGAACUAAUCUUUGCCCCCAGUGUAAGGUAUUUUGCACUCUGAAACAGGUUCUCAUCAAGGAUUUGCCUCCAUUCAUUGUUCCCUCCCAGUCCCUUCUGUUGAAAAGCAUCCCCAUAGCAUGAUGUUGCCACCACCAUGCUUCAUGGUAGGGAUGGUGAUGCUGCCACCACCAUGCUUCACGGUAGGGAUGGGGAUGCUGCCACCACCAUGCUUCACGGUAGGGAUGGGGAUGCUGCCACCACCAUGCUUCACGGUAGGGAUGGUGAUGCUGCCACCACCAUGCUUCACGGUAGGGAUGGUGAUGCUGCCACCACCAUGCUUCACGGUAGGGAUGGGGAUGCUGCCACCACCAUGCUUCACGGUAGGGAUGGGGAUGCUGCCACCACCAUGCUUCAUGGUAGGGAUGGUGAUGCUGUCACCACCAUGCUUCACGGUAGGGAUGGGGAUGCUGCCACCACCAUGCUUCACGGUAGGGAUGGUGAUGCUGUCACCACCAUGCUUCACGGUAGGGAUGGUGAUGCUGCCACCACCAUGCUUCACGGUAGGGAUGGGGAUGCUGCCACCACCAUGCUUCACGGUAGGGAUGGUGAUGCUGUCACCACCAUGCUUCACGGUAGGGAUGGUGAUGCUGUCACCACCAUGCUUCACGGUAGGGAUGGUGAUGCUGCCACCACCAUGCUUCACGGUAGGGAUGGUGAUGCUGUCACCACCAUGCUUCACGGUAGGGAUGGUGAUGCUGCCACCACCAUGCUUCACGGUAGGGAUGGGGAUGCUGCCACCACCCUGCUUCACGGUAGGGAUGGUGAUGCUGCCACCACCAUGCUUCACGGUAGGGAUGGUGAUGCUGCCACCACCAUGCUUCACGGUAGGGAUGGUGAUGCUGCCACCACCAUGCUUCACGGUAGGGAUGGGGAUGCUGCCACCACCCUGCUUCACGGUAGGGAUGGUGAUGCUGUCACCACCAUGCUUCACGGUAGGGAUGGUGAUGCUGUCACCACCAUGCUUCACGGUAGGGAUGGGGAUGCUGCCACCACCAUGCUUCACGGUAGGGAUGGUGAUGCUGUCACCACCAUGCUUCACGGUAGGGAUGGUGAGGCUGCCACCACCCUGCUUCACGGUAGGGAUGGUGUAAGACGGGUUAUGUGUCUGGUUUUCUCCAGACAUAGAGCUUUGCAUUCAGGCCAAAGAGUUACAUUUUUUGUCUCAUCAGACCACAUAAUCAUUUGCCUUAUGCUCUGAGUCUUUCACAUGCCUUUUUGCAAACUCCAGGUGUGUUGUCAUGUGCCUUUUUUCAGGAGUGUCUUCCAUCUGGCCACUCUCCCAUAAAGUCCAGAUUGGUGAAGUGCUGAUGCGACUUAUCCUUCUGGCAGGUUCUCCCAUGUCAGCCAAGGAAAUCGGUAGUUCUGUCAGAGUGGUCACUUCCCUGACCAAGGUCCUCCUUGCAUUGUUGCUCAGUUUGGUCGGACGGCCAGCUCUAGGCAGAGUCUGGGUAGUUCCAUAUAUAGUUUUUAUUUCCCAAUGAUUGAGACCACUGUGCUCUUCAACCUUUCAACACUCUAGAAAUGGUUUUAUUCUCUUUCCCAGAUAUACUCAGUGUAUCACACAUUAGCAACACCUUCCCAAUAUUGAGUUGCAACCCCGGCUUUUGCCCUCAGAACAGACUCAAUUUGUCGGGACAUAGACUCUACAAGGUGUGGAAAGCGUUCAAUGGGGAUGCUGGCUCAUGUUGACUCCAAUGCUUCCCACACUUGUCCAGUUGGCUGGAUGUCCAUUGGGUGGUGGACCAUUCUUGAUACACACAGGAAACUGUUGAGUUUGAAAAACCCAGCAGCGUUACAGUUCUUGACACAAACCAGUUCUCCGGGCACCUACCACCAUACCCUGUUCAAAGGCACUUCAAUAUUUUGUCUUUCCCAUUCACAAUCUGUCACAAUUUGUAUCAAGGCUUAAAACUUCUUCUUUAACCUGACUCCUCCCCUUAAUCUAUGCUGAUUUGAAGUGGAUUCAACAAGCGACAUCAAUAAUGGAUCGUAGUUCCUUAAUUUCUGCUCUGACAUGCACUGUCAACUGUGGGACCAUGUAUAGACAGCCAAAUCAUGUCCAAACAACUGAAUUGGCCGCAGAUGGACUCCAAGUUGUAGUGACAUCUCGAGGAUGAUCAAGGGAAAUUGGAUGCACCUGAGCUCAAUUUGGAGUGUCAGUGUGAAUACUUAUGUAAAUGAGAUUUCCGUAUUUGAUUUUCAAUAAAUAUGCAAUAUUUUCUAAAAACAUGUUUUCACUUUGUCAUUACGGGUUAUUGUGUAGAUAGAUGGGUGAAUUCCGGCUGUAACCCAGCAUGUGGAAUAAGUCAAGGGGUCUGAAUACUUCAAGGCACUGUAUAGAUUCAACUUCCAGAGAUUUAGCUUUCCAUGUUACGACCAACUUGCAGAUAUUUCUAUAUUGUCAAUAUGUUGUUAACAAAAGGAAAUGUUGGGGAGACUAAUGCAUGGUCCUGUAUUGUUGAAAACAACUGUUCAGGUUAACAUUCUGGCAUCAACAAUUACAUUUUUUGGGGGGUGCAAAUAUCUAAAAGUAUCUGUUAAGGAUUUAAAUGAGUCCUGUCCAGAUGCAUGAAGCUCAACCAGUGUUGCAUAUGAAGCUGUUAAGCAUGCUGUCCCCUUGGCAUUUUUACAGUCUGUGUUGUAGGAGUCAGACCAGCUUCACAUUCUAACCAGUCUGUGUUGUAGGGGUCAGACCAGCUUCACAUUCUAACCAGUCUGUGUUGUAGGGGUCAGACCAGCUUCACAUUCUAACCAGUCUGUGUUGUAGGGGUCAGACCAGCUUCACAUUCUAACCAGUCUGUGUUGUAGGGGUCAGACCAGCUUCACAUUCUAACCAGUCUGUGUUGUAGGGGUCAGACCAGCUUCACAUUCUAACCAGUCUGUGUUGUUGGGGUCAGACCAGCUUCACAUUCUAACCAGUCUGUGUUGUAGGGGUCAGACCAGCUUCACAUUCUAACCAGUCUGUGUUGUUGGGGUCAGACCAGCUUCACAUUCUAACCAGUCUGUGUUGUAGGGGUCAGACCAGCUUCACAUUCUAACCAGUCUGUGUUGUAGGGGUCAGACCAGCUUCACAUUCUAACCAGUCUGUGUUGUAGGGGUCAGACCAGCUUCACAUUCUAACCAGUCUGUGUUGUAGGGGUCAGACCAGCUUCACAUUCUAACCAGUCUGUGUUGUAGGGGUCAGACCAGCUUCACAUUCUAACCAGUCUGUGUUGUAGGGGUCGGACCAGCUUCACAUUCUAACCAGUCUGUGUUGUAGGGGUCAGACCAGCUUCACAUUCUAACCAGUCUGUGUUGUAGGGGUCGGACCAGCUUCACAUUCUAACCAGUCUGUGUUGUUGGGGUCGGACCAGCUUCACAUUCUAACCAGUCUGUGUUGUUGGGGUCGGACCAGCUUCACAUUCUAACCAGUCUGUGUUGUUGGGGUCGGACCAGCUUCACAUUCUAACCAGUCUGUGUUGUUGGGGUCGGACCAGCUUCACAUUCUAACCAGUCUGUGUUGUAGGGGUCGGACCAGCUUCACAUUCUAACCAGUCAGGACCUGAAACUGAUUCAAUUCAUCAAUGAAAAAAUGUCAUGAUGUGUUGUAUGGAUGGGUCACAUGUUGGUACAGUCAUGAUGGGUCACAUGUUGGUACAGUCAUGAUGUAUGUAUGGGUCACAUGUUGGUACAGUCAUGAUGUGUUGUAUGAAUGGGUCACAUGUUGGUACAGUCAUGAUGUUUUGUAUGAAUGGGUCACAUGUUGGUACAGUCAUGAUGUGUUGUAUGAAUGGGUCACAUGUUGGUACAGUCAUGAUGUGUUGUAUGAAUGGGUCACAUGUUGGUACAGUCAUGAUGUGUUGUAUGAAUGGGUCACAUGUUGGUACAGUCAUGAUGUUUUGUAUGAAUGGGUCACAUGUUGGUACAGUCAUGAUGUGUUGUAUGGGUCACAUGUUGGUACAGUCAUGAUGUGUUGUAUGAAUGGGUCACAUGUUGGUACAGUCAUGAUGUGUUGUAUGAAUGGGUCACAUGUUGGUACAGUCAUGAUGUGUUGUAUGAAUGGGUCACAUGUUGGUACAGUCAUGAUGUUUUGUAUGAAUGGGUCACAUGUUGGUACAGUCAUGAUGUGUUGUAUGGGUCACAUGUUGGUACAGUCAUGAUGUGUUGUAUGAAUGGGUCACAUGUUGGUACAGUCAUGAUGUGUUGCGAUGUUGAAAAAAGUGUCUGCAAAAAUGCCUGCAUUAACCCAUUAAAAAUGUUUUACAGCAGUUGGUACUUUA
Molecule: messenger RNA, 9764 nt
Organism: Salvelinus fontinalis (brook trout)
Lineage: Eukaryota; Metazoa; Chordata; Actinopteri; Salmoniformes; Salmonidae
Product: speckle-type POZ protein-like A
Exons: 12
Coding region: 648-1826 (392 amino acids)
Biological process (GO): proteasome-mediated ubiquitin-dependent protein catabolic process; regulation of proteolysis
Cellular component (GO): nucleus; cytoplasm
Molecular function (GO): ubiquitin protein ligase binding
Source: RefSeq, a predicted model, not a curated record